CUCAUAGCUUCCUGAAUGUUUGCCUUCCUCUUGCCACUCAGGUGGGAGAAACCAGGUCAUAGUCCACCUUUUGGAUAUGAUUUCUGGUACCAACCUCGUCACAAGACAAUGAUCAGCACAUCGUGGGGAGCUCCAGCAGCUUUCACAAAAGGAUUCAACCUUCAACAUGUUGCAGAUGGUCUGUAUGGACGACAUCUUAGUGUAUACAGCUGGCCUGAUGGUGAACUAAAACAAACAUUGGAUCUUGGAAAUACUGGCCUUUUACCCCUGGAGAUCAGGUUCCUUCAUGAUCCUUCCAAAGAUACUGGCUUUGUUGGCUGUGCAUUAACAAGCAACAUGGUGAGAUUUUUCAAGACAGAAGAUGGAUCGUGGAGCCAUGAGGUUGCAAUUUCUGUGCAGCCUCUGAAGGUUCAGAACUGGAUUCUUCCAGAGAUGCCUGCGCUCAUAACUGACUUUUUGAUAUCUCUUGAUGAUCGCUACUUCUACUUUGUGAACUGGCUCCAUGGGGAUGUGAGACAAUAUAAUAUUGAGGACCCCAAGAAACCUGUAUUGACAGGCCAAGUAUGGGUUGGGGGACUGAUUCGAAAGGGAAGUCCUAUUGUUGCUGAGAGAGAAGAUGGGAAACAAUUUCAAUUUGAUGUCCCCGAAGUCCAGGUUAGUAUCUGCUUUA
Messenger RNA from Nelumbo nucifera (sacred lotus), 670 nucleotides. Lineage: Eukaryota; Viridiplantae; Streptophyta; Magnoliopsida; Proteales; Nelumbonaceae. The record is from RefSeq and is a predicted model, not a curated record.